GCCAAUGGGUGGCUGACACGUCAUAACGGGGCGUGCGAACGCAAAGGACGCGCCUCUGCGCCGCCAUUUCUUAGCCCUUCGUGCGUCUAAUCCUCCGCCAUUUCGAGCUGCGUAAACGUGCACGGUGUCUUUGUUGGUGCAGGCGAGCUCUUGACUACAGACGAGAGGAACAUGGAAAACCAACUGUGCAAGCUUUUUGUCGGCGGCCUCAACGUCCAGACCACCGACGAAGGCCUUCGCAAGCACUUCGAGCAGUACGGGAAGCUGACGGACUGCGUGGUGGUGCAGAACCAGCAGCUCAAGCGCUCGCGCUGCUUCGGCUUCGUCACCUACUCGACCGUGGAGGAGGCUGACGCGGCGAUGGCCGCCAGGCCGCACGUCCUGGAUGGUAACAACGUGGAGCUGAAGCGAGCCGUGGCUCGGGAGGACGCGGGCAAACCCGAGGCGCUCGCCAAGGUGAAGAAGAUCUUCGUCGGGGGGAUCAAAGACGACGUGGAGGAAGAGAACCUGCGCGAGUAUUUCUCGCAGUUCGGCGCCAUCGAGAAAGCCGAGGUGAUCAGCGACAAGCAGACAGGCAAGAAGCGCGGCUUCGGCUUUGUCUACUUCGAGGACAACGACUCGGCCGACAAGGCGGUGGUGCUCAAGUUCCACACCAUCAACGGGCACAAGGUGGAGGUGAAGAAGGCCCUCACCAAGCAGGAGAUGCAGGCUGCCGGAGCCCGAAGCCGGGGCAGAGGCGGACGGGCCAUGGGAAGAUCCCAAAAUGGCUACGGCGGGGGAAGAGGAGGAGGAGGAGGCGGCGGCUACGGCAGCUAUAGCGGAGGCUACGGGGGCCAUGAUGGCGGCUACGGCAGCGGCUAUGGCGGCGGCUACGGCAGCGGAUACGGCGGCUAUGGUGAUCAAAUGGGCGGCUACGGCGGAGGGAACGGCUACAAUGAUUUUGGCAGCGGCUACGGCCAGCAGUCCUCUGGCUAUGGGCCCAUGAAAGGUAAUUACUCGGGCAGAAGCAGCGCCCCGUACUCCCGAGGCGGGGGCGGGUACGGCAGAGGGGGUUACGGAGGUUCAUAUUAAGGAGCCCGGCGGGGGGGGGGGUCUCUCAGAGCAGCUCCAUCCCCUAGAAUCCAACCUCCACCCACAUUUAAACUCCCCCUCCCAUCCCCCCCGUCUGUAUAAUUUAAAGUAACCGGCUCGGGAUUGACUGAACACUGUGAACCCCAGCACGUGGUUCACGCAGGAGACCCCACCACUUAACCACGUGGCUCACACAGGAGACACCCCGUACUCAGAUCUAGCGCCGGUCCGAGCAGGUAGGGCUUCCUUAUCAGAGAGCCUGACCAUUGAAUGACCAGCGCCGCAUGGCAGUGCUCUCGCCCACCGUUAGGGGGCAGAAGUGGCCGCAUUUUCCACGGGGUUUAGGACAUUAGGACUCUGAAUCCAUCACUCUGUUUUAGCCCGGGAAGGCGGGGGGUCUAAAUGUUGCCGUUUACUGUAUUCUCCCCGCGCGCAUUUAAAAUUUGUCUUCUGCAUAAGUUAGUUAAGAUUAGAUAUCUUCCUUGUUAGUGUAGGUCAGAUUUUUUUUUUUGUUUUGUUUUAGUUUGUGUUUUGUAACUUAAAUGCCUUUUUUUCCUUUUAAAUCUGUAUUGAAGUUUAUAUCAAGUGUUUAUUUUCCUGGGACCCCAUGUUUAAGUAGUUGGUUGCAGUGAACUUAAGUCCUUAGUUCUCCAUUUAAUUAGGCAGUAACUAGAUUUGUGAAGACAAAACGCAAGAAGUCGUAUUAAUUGCCCCAGAAUAAUGCCAAAGUGUUUGGAAUAACUGAUGUGUUCAGUUCCACCUGGUCCAAUGGGGAACGGUGACGUGGUGUGAGUGAGGACUUCGUCACGCUUCCCCAGGAGUUUUGUAGGUUCACUGCUGCUGUACCUGAAGCAGAGACUCACCUGGUUCGUUUUAGUGUUCCUCACCUGUGCUGGACUCCCCUCUCGUGUCAAUGUUCAGUAGUUCUUCAAUGGUUAUUAACGUGCUUAUGAACUUUGUUAGUGUUCUCGUGACACCUGUGUUUCUUUUCAGUUACUAAAGCAGCAGAAUACAGAAAACAGGCUUAUCUGAGAACUUCAAGUUUUUUCAUCUAUUUUUCCAGUUUAAAAAAAAAAAAGAUUAUUAAAAGGACUUCAGAACCAUUUCAGAAGUUGACCUCUAUCUGUUUCAUUGUAUUCCUGGUACUCAGAUUAACUGUUUAUUUCAAAUACCGCUAAACUGUAUGUAUUUCCAUUUAAAUAAAACUUUUUAUUCUAUAGACGUUAUCAUUAUUAUUUGAGGAAAUGAGCCUUUUGGGGUACAUUUGCGUUUUUAAAGUUUCAGUGUAAUGAAGUGUUUAUGAAUAAGUACUAUGUAUCAGGAAAAAAAUAUCCAGAACAAAGAAAGCACAGCUGGUAUCAAGGUUUGUGCUUUUUACACCUCUUUCUGAUCUCUUGGCUCUGUUUUUACCAUGUUUUAACUCAUGCUAUGUGAACUAAUUUUAAUGGGACGUAAGUGACCCGUUUGAAACAGGAAUUUAUCUUGUAAGUAGGUGACUUCAAAUAUUUUUUUACUGGAUUUUAAACAGCUGUAUUUUAUCUCUGCACUUGAGCAACAAGCCACGGAUAUGUACUGUGUUUGCCUCCCUAAAUAAACUUUAGAGUUGUGUUCCAAGACUUUUAGUGAACAAAAAAGGUGGAUGUAUACCUUAGCUGUCCACUGCAUCAUGGGACUCUCCAGGGCUACUCCAGAGCUGUAGGAAACCCAGCUGAAAGCCCAUAGGAUAUGCGCCUCAGGUUUGUAGCAAAUACUUUAUACAACAAGACGUAUCAAGUGUCUCUUAAGUACCAAUCCUGUAAAACGGAUUAUGCUGCACAUAAAAAGUAUUUUACAGGUUAAUGUAAAGUGCAUGCACCUGACCUUAAAAGUUGACUGAUGUCUUUAAAUAGGUAAGUCCAUUCUGUGUAGUGAAGUAGACAUAAAUUUUCUCUUUAAAUAACCUUAUUUAAGACUUCAUAACAGUUGCUUUAACGUGAUCGUUACAAGUUUAGAUGUGGUUCUGAUUUUCAGAAAUGUCUUGACUCAUAUUCCAGACAGUUUUCAGUUUAAGGAGGUCAUUCCGGAGUGCGGGGCUUAGUUCCUGUUUACUUGACGCUUUAGCUGCACUUUUUAUUGCCACCCAAUUCAAGGAGAACAGCGUUUAUAUGCAAGGUUUGUGACUUCAGUUAUUUACCCUACACCUAAUCACUUCCCCCUUCCCUCAUCAAAUUGGUGUAUUUAACGUUUGCAUUUGAAUGAGUGUCAGUCUUAAAUUUGAGUAGUCCUGCCCGUUUUUCUGCUUUUAGAAGUAGCAUUCUCUUGUGUUUAAUGUACUGUAGUUUGUGGCAUACAUAUGUUAAGACUUUAAUGUACUUUACAGAGUAUGCAUUUGGACUCAAUUGGCUAUUGGUUUGCUUCCGAAAAAAGUGCUGUAAUAAGACGCGUUCAUCUUGUAUUUGGCGUUUCUCACCAUCACAAAUCAACUAGACCCCAUUGCCUCGUCUUCACCUCUGGCAAGUGCUGAGACGACCCAUUUGCUCACCUCCCUGCUGAUAGUGGUUCUCAGAUGGAGCAGGUCCAUGUAGAAUGUGGAGGGCAGCUAUCUUCAGAGGAGCUCUGUCCCUGUCGAGCAGGACCAUGUGGGAGAAGACGGGCAGUUCACUAGAUGUGCAUUUGUCAUGUUGUCUGACUCAAGCCCACUGCCAGUUGCUGUUUCUAAAGCUCUUUCUCUCCUUUUCUUCCCCAGAAUUCGCAAAGCAGAUGGAUUUUAAUAAAUUCUUGCUUUUAAGUGCUGUGUGAUGACGAUCAUGCCAGAUUGACAUGACAAAUUCACAAACCAGAUUGGCCAGUGUGGGAGAAGGUAACUGCUGGUGACCAAGUGUGACUCCAGGACACACCUGAUGGAGAUCUCCCGGCCCUGGAGCAGACUGUCUCCGACAGGCCGUCGUCUGAAGGCCCGGAGCAGGAGGCCUGUUGCCCGUGUGCCGAAAAGGGACGGUGGGCCCAUAAGCGACCUUACUGCACUGCUGUGACAUUGAUGGAGUUGAUGGUCCAAACGUGUCUAAAAGUGAAGCCUUGUCCCACUUCAGGGCUUCUCAUAAACUGUUUACCUGUGGUGUAUGGAUGGAUGGAUUCGAUAAAGCUUGUGAAAUAAAGAUUCUUUUGUUGCUUGCAA
Molecule: messenger RNA, 4225 nt
Organism: Scleropages formosus (Asian bonytongue)
Lineage: Eukaryota; Metazoa; Chordata; Actinopteri; Osteoglossiformes; Osteoglossidae
Gene: hnrnpa0a
Product: heterogeneous nuclear ribonucleoprotein A0a
Exons: 2
Coding region: 172-1071 (299 amino acids)
Biological process (GO): mRNA splicing, via spliceosome
Cellular component (GO): catalytic step 2 spliceosome
Molecular function (GO): mRNA 3'-UTR binding
Source: RefSeq, a predicted model, not a curated record